Anisakis simplex (herring worm) is the source of this 2073-nucleotide messenger RNA. The record is from the annotation of a GenBank genome assembly. Lineage: Eukaryota; Metazoa; Nematoda; Chromadorea; Rhabditida; Anisakidae.
GUGGUGAGUGGUAUAUACGACAAAUUAAUGAACGGAAAGUUUAGUUUGAAUGAACCGAUUUCAUUGGCAAAACAACAGGCGGGUGCGAUUGUGUUCAUUGCAAUUGGUGUGAUACUCAUCAUUGGUGUACCUAUAUCGGGAAUCAUCUUCUGUUGUGUACGCUCCUGCGGUGGCUGCGGAGCGAAGAGAAAACACAAACCAUCGAAAUGUGCACUGUCCAUUUGGUUGUCAAUGUUGACUGUUGCAUUACUGUUUCUCAUUGUAGCAGCGGCAGUGUAUCCAACUGCAUGCCAGGAUAUAGUUGAUAAUGCAGAUGGUGUUUUGAAUAUGACGAAUGACAUAACAGAUGAUAUUGCAAAUGUUCUAACGACUGCGGCUGAUAAUAUCACUUGUGAGAUGAAUGAAGCGAUCGGUUCGUUUUUCGACGAUGUCAGUGGAAUCAUAAACCGUAUUCCGGACAAGAUAUUCAAUGGAUUCGAGGACAAAUACGGUUAUAAUAAAAUGAAACAGAUUUUAAAUGAAUCCUCGAAUACAACUCCAAAGUUCGUCGCGGCCAGUGUUGCUGUCUCUAAUGCUUCAUCAAAAAUCGAAGAACUGAGAAAAGAAAGUUGGACUCAUCAUGCUCCAAAAAAUUUGAGUCAGAUUGAAUUGGGGGCAGUGAUUAAGGUGCUUCAAGGUGUUAAUAAGUCUCUUAUGUUGGUCAGUGAGCGUUUCAACGAUGUUCAUAAUCAGUUGGAUAGAACGUUUCAUGAUGUCGAUAAUCAUAUACUGGAAGCAAAAAAUCAGGUGAACAAUUCAAUCCAAUCAGCUGACAGCUCACUUCAGCGAGCUCAUCAUGAUUUUGAUGAUGUUACAAGAUCAGUGCGCAAAACUGUUGAUGAUAUAAAAUCUCAGUUGUAUCGACAAAAUGAACAGAUUUCUAUAGCUUAUCGCCAAAAUGCUCAAUCGAUAUUAUCAAAGAGUGGUGUAGUUCCAGGCCUUAAAGCAAUUGUGCUUAUUCCGUGCUUACUGGUUAUUAUACCAGCUCUAAUUACAAUCCUCUGUGGUAUUCUUCAACUCCCAAUGAAUGAUUCGAGUCCAUCGAAGCGUUCGGUGAUUUUUGCUGUUGGUGGUUGUAUAGCGAUGACGGGAGUAUUUUUCGGAUUUAUGCUGAGUUGGAUCGUCAGUGUGGUUGCAACUUUUUCAUUUGUUGGCAGCUAUGGUAUAGGGAUGGUAUGUGAACCACUGUUCUAUGAUCCGCAAAUGCGAAUUUUCACCGACAUAUCGUUUUUCAAUUUCGAUGUUCCUCCGAUAACCAGCAAUAAGUCAAUAACCAUUAAUUUUGGCGAAGUAAUGAAGAGUUGUGCCAAUCAUUCGAGCAUCUUCAAUGCACUUCACGGUGAAUCCUUAUUGGAUACUUCGUAUAUAGUGAAACAAGCAAAUUUAGGAAAGUAUAAAGAUGAAGCAAUGAUGAAUUUCAACCUCGAUUAUACAUUCAAUGAUUCAAAAACAUUGUCACUCAAUGAAACCACAGUGAAGUUGAGUACAGUAAUCGGUAACAUUCCUACUACACUGAAUACAACAAGAAGUGCAGCUCGUAGUAAUAAAACCCAUCUCAAUCAAACCGCUAUUGCGGAAGAAAAGCUGAACAAAACGAAAUCAGCAAUUGACGAUGUUGUGUCAAGCAUGCAAGUAACAAUCGAUCAAGUUCAAGAGAUUAUCUAUAAUGCUACAGCAUCGGGCAAUUUUACUGCCAAAGGUCGGGAGGUAAUUGGGGAUGUAUUUGACGAAACGAUUGCAAACGUGGUAAACAAAGUUUACAGCUCGAAGGAUACACUUCUAACGCAUACGUUUGAUUGCUAUCCAAUGAACGCAUUGUGGAAAAAAAUUGGCAAUGAAUUAUGCGAUGUGGUUAUAAUGCCAAUGAAUGGAAUUUGGACUUCUGCUGGUUUGGCCUCACUCUUCAUAAUUGUUUCAAUUGCUGCUCUUACGUUAACGGCCAAAUAUCUGCAACGGAUGAACCCUGCAUACGAUCGACAGCCAAUGGUAACGGAACCAUUCCAGGCGGCGUCAAAAUAUGCGGUGCGUUUUUGA